This is a messenger RNA of Pterocles gutturalis (yellow-throated sandgrouse), 1060 nucleotides long. It is a transcript of the gene PSME3IP1, whose product is annotated as family with sequence similarity 192, member A. NCBI's taxonomy places the organism in Eukaryota, Metazoa, Chordata, Aves, Pterocliformes, Pteroclidae. Bases 9 to 542 code for a protein of 177 amino acids. The record is from RefSeq and is a predicted model, not a curated record. The transcript has 4 exons. Gene Ontology annotation, cellular component: nucleus.
CAGAAAAUAUGGUGAGAGGCUUAGAUGAAGAUGAGACGCAUUUCCUUGAUGAGGUUUCUCGGCAGCAAGAGCUACUAGAAAAGCAACGAAGAGAAGAAGAGCUGAAAGAACUAAACGAAUACAGAAGCACUCUCACCAAAGUGGGAGUCAGUAUGGACCCAAAGAAGGAAACUGAGAAGAAACUGGCCAUGAAGUCCGUGGAAAACAAGAACAAAUUCUCUCAGGCAAAGCUGUUGGCAGGAGCUGUGAAACACAGAAGUUCAGAUGGUGGCAACAGUGUGAAGAGGUUGAAACUAGAUACUGAUCAUGAUGAAAAGAAUCAAGAAAAACCAUCCUGUGUUCCCUUGGGGAGCAGCUCAGUGGGAGGCUCCACAGUCCACUGUCCCUCAGCAGCUGUGUGCAUCGGGAUCCUGCCUGGCCUGGGCGCCUACUCUGGAAGCAGCGAUUCGGAGUCCAGCUCGGAUAGCGAAGGCACCAUUAAUUCCACUGGAAAGAUCGUCUCUUCUGUCUUUCGUAGCAACAGUUUCUUUGAUGGUCCAUAAUAAAAUCCCUCCAUGUGUAAUGUAGUGCAGAGUAUCCUCCAAAGCCCUGAUGGAUGCUUGAUGCAUCCUUCUGCCCCAGAUAUAAUCUUUCUAGCUAACCUCUCGACUUUAAUACACUCAGAUACUCCUAAAAUAACUCGUAUCUCCUGCCCAUCCCCCCCCCCUUUCCAUUGCUGGGGUGCACGCUGAGCCUGGAAGGAAGGCUGCCAUCCAGAAGGCGCAUCUAGUAAUGUAAUGAAAGUCUGAGGGCAGGGAGGAGAGAGCUUUGUCUUUUAAAAUUCUUACAGAAAGAAAGAAUUAUGCUGAUCCGAGAAGUUUGUACGAGACUAACAGGCAAAAAAAUACUCACUUGAAACAGUGAAGUCUUGUAGAAACAGCCAUGUGUUCUGUUUUAAAAUGUCAUUUUUAUUCUGUAUUUGAGAAAUGGGGGCAGAACAAAAAUCAAGCAGAUGGUGAAGUGUAGAUUGCCAUGACACUGUAAAGAAGUUUUAGUGUUACAUGAUUAAAGACAUUCUGAA